GUUAAGUUUCUAACGCCAGAUGUUCGCCUAUAUUCUAACUUAUUUGUUGGUUAAGUGUUGCCAUGUGCAUUUGUUUAAUCUGAUUAAUGUUAUGUAAUUAGGGCCCCCUCGGUCUGCAGGCGCGUGGAGGGACGAGCGAAGAGGAAGAAACAUGUCGGAACUGAGUGACGAGGCCAGCGAGUCGGAGCAGCUGGGGUCCAGCCUGUCCCUGUGGCUGGGCGAGUCCCUGGUGAGACCCGAGGAGCUGCACGUCCCCCUGGACCUCCACACCGCCUCCUCCAUCGGCCAGUACGACGUGGUGGCGGAGUGUAUUAACAAGCGCGAGAUGGACCUGAACGGCAAAAACAUCGGAGGGUGGACCCCACUGAUGUAUGCGUCUUACAUCGGCCACGACAACAUCGCAAAUCUCCUGCUGGAGGCCGGCGUGAAUGUAAAUGCGACCACUGACAAAGGAUUAACCCCUUUGAUGCUGGCGGCAAGCUGUGGGAAUGAAAGCAUCGCAUACUUUCUGCUUCAGCACGGUGCAGAGUUGGAGUUGAAGGACUCUCAAGGCUGGACCGCUCUGUUCCACUGCACGAGCACAGGACACCAGCAGAUGGUCCGCUUCCUGCUGGAUAACAAUGCCGACGCCAACGCCAAGGAGCCGGGCUCCGGUUUCACUACCCUGAUGGAGGCUGCUGCUUCGGGACAUGAAAUCAUUGUUCAGUACCUGCUCGAUCAUAAGGUUAAAGUGGACGAGCGUAGCAGCAAAGGAGAGACUGCCCGUGCUCUGGCCAUGUUAUACGGCUUUACCAAGAUCGUCAGCCUCAUUGACUCGCAUUCGCCAAGGAACAAACUAGGACAUUUUGAGGACCUGAGCUCCUCCGAGGACUCGGACAGCGCACCCCCGCGGACCAGGCCGGGUCGAAACCGAGUCAAAGGCGUUAGCAUCCACGAUGGCCCCCAGGCCAUUGCCAAGUUUCGAGUGGGAGGCACCAGCAAAACGUCUGAGCCUCCCGCGACGCCUCAGAACUUCAAGACGAUUCGCGACGCCGGUGAACAGAGUGAGGAAAUCUGCUUUCGCGACGUCACCUCGCCCAUAAACGAGCUGGACGGCCAGAGCAACAGCAGCAGAGACGACAGUCCGUUCUUCGAAAACGACAUGCCCACCAUGAGGAGCAGCAGCAGCAGCAGCGAAGGCCUCCCUCAUGUGAUCGGCCUCAAAUGGGAAGGCUCGGUGGAGAGUAACGAGGACUCCGACCAGUGCAAAAAGAGCAGCUCUCGCCGGCUAAAUAAGGGCCAUCACUCCAAAGGGAAGAGUCGCCACGGAAGCAACAAUGCAUCGCAAUCAAGCGGUACGGGGAACUGUGGGAAGCUCCCCCAUGGGGGUCUUCCACCCUCUUACACCGGUCCAAAGGAUCUGGCAGAGUUCUUGGAACAAAUUGGCUUCUCUAAGUAUCUCCCGGUUCUUGAAGAGCAAGACAUCGACCUGCGGAUAUUUCUCACUCUGACCGAGAACGAUCUCAAAGAAAUAGGGAUCACACUGUUCGGACCCAAGCGGAAGAUGACCUCGGCCAUAGCGAGAUGGCACAGCAACGCGCGACCACCCGGCGAGGCUCUGGAACAGGCCUACGCCGACCAGCUGGAGGCGGAGAUGCAGGAGAUGGCCAUUCAGCUACACAAACACUGCGAGGAGGCGGAGAGCCUUCAGAGCCAAGUGUCUCAGGAGAAGGAGCUGCGUACGGUGAUGGAGGGGUGUCUGAUGGAGGACAAGAUGGCCUGGAGGAGGGUCCACGCGGAGCUGGUGGAGAACCACCGGCUAGCGCAGGAGAUGAGCGCCACACUGGCCAAGUCCCGGGCCUGCAGCGCCGAACUGCUCUCCUGCCUCACCGCCGCAGAAGACGGCGGGGAAGGUGAGUGGAGGUGGCCUCCGCUGGGGAACUCCUUCUUACCUUCUGGAAUUAAUAAAUUAAUUAUUGUACGUUGUUUCAUUGCAGCUGGUGGGAGCUCCGGUGUUGCCGAGUUAGUAAAGAAGAUGGCUUCUCACGAAGAAGAACUGGCGGAGACCCUCCACACGGUGCUUCACAGUCUGAGGCGACUCAGUGCCCCCGAAAAAGUCUCCGACAGCUGGGAGCGGCCGUAACGCCUGCAGGCUUCUCGCCAACAUUCGACGGAGGGUGAUCGAACCACCCUGAACAAUCUCACUGCAACGAGGUGGCCGAGGACGAGGCCCAUCCCGCCGAGGGGGGAAAUCAGCUGACCCGCUGCUCCUCCCGGAUUGGCCGAUGGACCCGAGCGCGCCGGACAAAGCCAAGAGCGACGGCAGCUGCUGCACGAUGCUGUCCGGUGGUGUUGAGAGAAGGAAGCGGCCGUUCUACUGUGAAGCGUUUCUAGAGCUGCACGCUUUCAACAUGAAAUGGGCCUUAAAUGAUGUGCGUGCCACAAGCUGAAGAGAAAGUCACAGUUAAGACUCUGCAGAGUUAUAUGAACUUUAUUUGAAUAAUAUUGUAUUUGUAUGCCGUCGUUUGACAAUAACGUCCUGCUGAAUGCAUUCAAGAAGUGUGCGAAUCGCCACUUGUACAGAACUACACUACGAUCAGAUUUACUUUUUAGCUUUCCAAACGUGACCCUUCUAACCCCCAAAUUGUCCCAUAUCUAUAAAAUGCCAGAUUGUCUUUGCUGUAUUAGAACCUCGUCGCCUGGAAGUUGAGUGUGAAGAAGCAGAGCUACGUGAAUGUACACAGAAAAAAUGAAUUUAAAUGAUCCGUUGUAAUCUUAAGCAUGCAUUAGGACAACAUAAAUAGCACCGAGGAUAGUUGAUUUAAAUGAUUUACGACAGUUAUUUCUUUACUUAUUAAACCUUUAAUUGGA
Molecule: messenger RNA, 2850 nt
Organism: Gasterosteus aculeatus aculeatus (three-spined stickleback)
Lineage: Eukaryota; Metazoa; Chordata; Actinopteri; Perciformes; Gasterosteidae
Source: RefSeq, a predicted model, not a curated record